CUCACUGGUGAAUCCCGCCCACUUCUCUGUCAUUUUAGACAUAUGAGGGUUACACAGUCAAACAGGGAAAAUAACUCCGAGAGUAAACUGUUGUAUUUAUCGGGCUUACUUAAAUUGAUUUUGCUUCUUGUUGAGACAAAAUAUAUUUAUUCGCUUAGAACCGAGAACCGUAGUGGCGGUUGAAUUUAAAUGAGCCAGAUUGUUGUUAUGUGAGUGGAUGAAGACGUUACCGCCUGGUGUUAUUGGUGUAAAUGUAAAUAUGGCGAUGCUAGAGAAAAGUCCGUUACCGGUUAAGAGUGACCUUUUAUACCUGCGCUGGAGUCAGGUAGUGAAAGAACAACAAGCUCGGCUGAGUCCAAGCCGAGGGGACGCACCUGUACUGAACAAACACACACCGCUGUUUGGAAAGAAAAGCUCUGAGGUGAUUGCAUCGGAGGAGCAGCCACCUGAAACCAUCAGCUGUCUCAUCUCGGACACCAGACACAAGGUUUGUGUACAAAAUGUGUCUUGUGCUGGUCGUGCACUCAGAAAUGCUUUUUUAUCUAAUGGACAAGAAAACUGGAAAGCCCACGUGAAACUAGCCAGAAUCAUCAAAAAGAGUUUUAUAGGACAGGAGCUGGUGCAGUGGCUCAUGGAGCAGUUUGUGUUUGUUGAAAACAGAAAUGCAGCUGCUAGAGUCUGGAAUGUUUUGCUGGAGCUGGGCAUCCUGCUUUCAGUGGAAAGGCAGGCAGUGUUUGAAGACUCUGAAACGUUGUACCAGUUCUCCUUUGAGGAAUGUGAAGCCCAAAGCUGUGAAUUUAGAAAUCAGAGCCAGUGGCAAAAUGGAGUGAAUCUUCUCUUAUGUGUGGCACCUCACACUCCUCACACGCUCCGUGUGGUCACCCCUAAACCGUGUGAGGGAGAGCAUAAGAGAAGUUCUCAUGCCUGUAGUCCAGUAGAUGUUGUCCAAAUGAGAGCCCUGGAGCACCUCACAUCAAAGGUGCAGAAUGAACUGGCAGCAGCACUGGCUCGAAAAGGAAGGUGCAAAUCAAUGAUUGAGGACACUUUGCCAGAGCACUCUGUUGACCUCCCACCCUGCACAUUGUCUUCCAAUGAGAAAAAGCAGGGCCCGGGGACUGGAUUACACAACAGAGAGGACAUGAGUCGCAUGGAGAUGGUCCAGCGACUAGCCAAGGACGGAUGCCGCCUCCUCCACAGCCCGCUUAAACCCACUGAACGACCAGCUGAGCCCCUCGGUGACGCAGCAGUCCGUGUGUGUGUGAGAGAAAGGAGCCGAGAGAUGCUGCUGCUUCAGAGGACUACGUCAGAGAAGGCACCCUCCUCCUCCUCCUCCUCUGACUCAUCUCUGUCUCACAGGUAUGCCAGUGUGCCCGCCAGCCCGGAGAAGGUUCUGGAACACCUACUCAGCCACCUGACGCUGGACGAGGACAGCGGGAGCCCUCAAGCAAGAGAGACAGAGAGUCUUCUUGAUGACUUUUUGCUGACUUAUCCAGUGUUCAUGUCUACCAGUGACCUUUGCCAAGCACUUCUUGGACACUAUUGUUUGAAGCGAGGCAGGAUUAAGGAAGAAGGGAAAGAUACUCUGCUGAGGAAGCGUAAAGUCCUGCACCUGCUUUCCCAGUGGAUCGCACUCUAUCGUGACACACUGCUGGAAGGCGAACACACCAAACUAUUUAUGAAGAUGCUGUAUCGCUACGUUCUGGAUGACCUUUAUGAAUACCCAACUCUGGAGAAAGAGGUGAAGGAGCUCCAGAAACUUCUCCGCAUGCAACGCAGACAUACGGUGGAUGAAUACUCUCCACAGCGGAAGAAUAAAGCACUUUUCCACCAACUGAGCCUGAAAGAGACCUGGCAGCCUGCAAGAAUGGCCCAGAGGCAGAAUAAGGAAGUUCUGUGUCACGUGUAUGUGACCAUGGACUCAUAUGUGAGUGUGAGGACACAUGGCGAGGUAACAGCGCAGGAGCUGCUGGCUGCAGUGGCUGAGAGAUUAGAGUGUGCAGAGGAUGACAUGGUGCUGCUGGCCGUCACCUACUCCAGAGGGAAGGUGCUGCUCCAGCCGCAGCAGUGUGUGUACUCAGACUCCCUCGGUGCUGUGAGCAGGCUGUGUGUGUGCAGGAGAGACCUGACAGAGACCACUAGCCUCGUCACAGAUAAUGGACAGAUGCAACAGCCAACAGUCAGGAUGCUGAGUAUGAACACGUGGGACAUAGCCGUGGCUCUGACUAACUGUGACUGGAGUCUCUUCAGAAAUCUGCAGGAGCAAGAACUGGUUUAUUUCACACUGAGCCGCGAUUCUUGCUCUGGCCACACAGUGGCGUUGGAGCUGCUGCUUCAGCGCUGCAACGAGGUGCAACAGUGGGUGAUGACUGAAGUGCUGCUGUGCCCCACGCUCUGCAAACGUGUGCAGCUCUUUAAGAAGUUCAUCAAGAUUGCAGCCCACUGUAAAGCACAGAGGAACCUGAACUCAUUCUUUGCCAUUAUAAUGGGUUUGAAUACUCCAGCCGUCAGCCGACUGACUCAGACGUGGGAGAAAGUUCCUGGCAAAUUCAAAAAGUUGUUCUCCGAGCUUGAGAACUUGACAGACCCAUCCUUUAACCACAAAGCCUACAGGGAUGCCUUCAAGAAAAUGAAGUCUCCCAAAAUCCCUUUCCUACCUCUGCUACUGAAAGACAUUACAUUCAUUCACGAGGGAAACAAAACCUUUCUUGAUAAUCUGGUCAACUUUGAGAAACUGCACAUGAUGGCAGACAUGGUGCGGGUCAUAAGGCAUUGUCAGACAGACCACAUGGGAAACAUGUUGACCCAGAAGGAAAGUCCUGAUGUCAAAGUCUACAUCAACUAUCUACACAUCAUCGACAAUCAGCAGACCCUGUUUGAGCUUUCACACAGACUGGAGACAAAGGUCUAGGACACGUGUGUGUGUGUGUGUGUGUCUUAAUGUGUUUCAAUGACUAAUGAGAGAAGAGCUGAUGACAUAAUCCUUCUUAUGUGGCCAAGACACUGAGAAGGAGGCACAAUUAACAUGAACAGCCACAAGGGGGAGAGACUGAGCCUCACAGACUGCACAGAUCAGAGGAGGAGAGAAUCACAAGGAGCCAAGGACCUUUAGCUUUUUACAACUGCAUAAAUGUGAAAUGGCACUGAAAAAACUGGGAUGGCUAUUAACCUAGCCAAGGCAACAAGAAGGUAUUACAAAUCAAAUGAUACGUUGGAGUACACUGGUCUCUUAUUAACAAGCCUGAACCCAAGUCAUAGGCAUGAAAAUGUUGAAUUAAAAAAGUCUGAGGUAACAUAAUGGUUGUACAGGAAUGCGUGAUGCUUUGCAAUGAUCAUAGAUAACUAUUUCCAGCCUUAGACAAUCAGAAAAACAAAUCAAAAAACAGGCUUUGCUGUAUUUGGAUUAUUUUCAGGACUUAGCAGUAGUAGCUAAUGUAUCUAAUGAGAUACAUUACAAAUUCAUCAUGCAUCAGAGUUACACUAUGAGAGCAGAGCAGAAUUAUACGAAGCACAUUUAUUUAUAGUCUCCUUGUAACUGAGAUGUGCAUUUGCAUCUUCAACAUAAUAACGGGAACACUGAUUAGUUCAGUAUUAGUCAGUAUAGUGAGGAGGAGGAGGAGGAGGAGGUAGGUCGUCACCUCAGAAAUGCAGUGUGUGUGCUGUGUUUUGAACCAUACUGGUCUAUAUGAUUUGGCAGUGCCGCUGACUGACCAGUAAUAAAUGUGCAUGUUUAAUAAACGUGUAAACAUUGUAAAUACUUUAAAUUAAUUUUCUGGUGUUUUCUAAUUGACAGCAAAGCAAUACAUUUGUGUUCAUGCCUCCAUGAAGCAUCAUUUGUUGGCAAUGUAUGAUAAUUUUUUUUUCUUUUUUUAAAUCAAUUUAUUCUAAAACCACUGAAAAAACCCAUUAAAACUUAGGACUGUUA
Molecule: messenger RNA, 3922 nt
Organism: Pangasianodon hypophthalmus (striped catfish)
Lineage: Eukaryota; Metazoa; Chordata; Actinopteri; Siluriformes; Pangasiidae
Gene: rapgef5b
Product: Rap guanine nucleotide exchange factor (GEF) 5b
Biological process (GO): positive regulation of GTPase activity; Ras protein signal transduction
Cellular component (GO): plasma membrane
Molecular function (GO): guanyl-nucleotide exchange factor activity
Source: RefSeq, a predicted model, not a curated record